UAGGUGGGAACGGGUUGAUAGAUGCUUUGCCUUGCAUAGUUCUUUUACAUGUGACGAUCAUGUGCCAAUUUUGUGUGAAAGAACAGCAUCCUCAACGGGGAACAAUCUGCUUGGAGAGUGGAUCAUAUUUAAAGAACUAUGCUGGCUGUAAGGGGUGUGGGAAAAGAGAACCACUUAAAACUUUAGAAAUGUCCACUCAGGAGGAUAAUGAUGGAGAAGAACUUGUUACCUACAAACAUAUCUGUCCUAGCUGUGAACACCUUGUGGCUGAACAUGAAUACACAUUUAGGGUCGAAGGAAAGUACCAGGAAUACAUGAUGACUUGUCUACUUUGUGGCACUGCAGCAGACUCUAUAAGUAUUCUUCCUGAGAGUCCUACUGAAAACACCAGCACCUUUUAGCUUUUGGCUUAGGGACAUUUACUUAAUAUGUGAAACUAUGCAUGACCAGUCAUACAUAUACAUGCACAGAGAUUUGUGCACAAGAGUUUUGUGCUACCCAUUUACAAAC
This is a messenger RNA of Pocillopora damicornis (cauliflower coral), 510 nucleotides long. RefSeq names its product protein Churchill. Gene Ontology annotation, biological process: positive regulation of DNA-templated transcription; multicellular organism development; fibroblast growth factor receptor signaling pathway. Gene Ontology annotation, molecular function: zinc ion binding. The record is from RefSeq and is a predicted model, not a curated record. NCBI's taxonomy places the organism in Eukaryota, Metazoa, Cnidaria, Anthozoa, Scleractinia, Pocilloporidae.